This is a messenger RNA of Nothobranchius furzeri (turquoise killifish), 4920 nucleotides long. RefSeq names its product myomesin 1a (skelemin) (gene myom1a). The record is from RefSeq and is a predicted model, not a curated record. Lineage: Eukaryota; Metazoa; Chordata; Actinopteri; Cyprinodontiformes; Nothobranchiidae. Gene Ontology annotation, molecular function: protein binding.
AGGCCCAGCAGCUCCUGUGGCCCAUCUCGUGUUCUAAAUUUAAAACUGCCCUGGCCUUAAAAGGUCCUGACGGUGUCUUGUGCGUUCUGCCGAGUGGCAGCAUUAUUUUUGUUCUGUGGACUGCUGUCCUGUCCACUGCCCUCACCCUGCUGCUUUGCCUGAAUCUAAACUUGCUUUAGCUACUUUUGGAUUAACGCACCUUUUUUCCUUGUUGAGGAUUGUUUAGUUCAAAUUUGUGGGCUGGUAAGGCAGUCGCUUUAAAGUUGGCGGAGUGGCCCUCAGGAUGUCAGGAUCAGUGCAAGUGGAGCAGAAGCAGCAGCAGCUGUGUCAACUGCUGGAGAAGCAGGAGCUGCAUCAACAGCUGGAGACGCAGCAGCACUUUGAGAGCAGCUAUUAUCUGAGCACCAGGUCAUCUGCUAGCAGGCAGGCAUUCUCCACCCACCAGACUCACAAGACCAGCAGCCAUCGCCUGAAGACCUCUGUGAAAACAAAGAAGGGUCAGGAGGUCAAACUGAGCCCGUUACCCAAAAGAGCCAAACGCACCUACCUGGCGAUGGACAAGGAUAAGGAAGUCAUUGGCUACGUCGUUCCUGUAUUCAGAGCCAAUCAUGAUGUGGUUCGGGGUCUGAUGGAGACCCAAGAGGAAGAUGCCACGGAGGAGGGGAUUAACUAUGUGGCCAUGAGGAACCUGUUCGUCAGGGACGCCAAAGAGGCUCUGCAGGUCCGAGUGGAGAAGAAAACCAGGACAAAGCACGUCAGGGAAUCUGCAGAACGCCUGCAGUUUGACAGGACGAUGGAGGAAUGGAUGGAGUUUCGUAAGAAAAUGAACCCAGACAAGCUGACGCACCGUCCAGAGUUUAUUGUCAAGCCUCGUGGACAGACUGUCUGGGAGGGGAGGACGGUCCGACUGCACUGCACCGUGGCCGGAUGGCCCAAACCGAGGAUCGCCUGGUACAAAAACAAUGUGCUCAUUGAUGCCAAGGCCCACCCUGAGAAGUACACAGUUGAAAGCAACUACAACAUGCACUCCCUGGAGAUCAAGAACUGUGAUUUCCUGGACACUGCUCAGUACUAUGCCUCUGCCCUCAAUGUGAAAGGAGAAGCGUCCUCAGCAGCCACUGUUGUUGUCAAAAGGUAUAAGGAGGGCGAGGAAGAAGGGCUAUUUGAUCCUAAACCACAUGGUUUCUGCCCUGAGCACGGUGUGACCUUUCAAACAUCGAUCAUUGAUCAAUUUGAGGUGGCUUUUGGCCGCGAAGGGGAAACGUUGAGUCUGGGCUGCACCAUCAUCAUCUUUCCCACUGUGAAGAAAUACCAACCUGAAGUUGUGUGGUACAGAAACUCGGUCCCUCUGAAGCCGUCUAAAUGGGUGCACACCCACUGGUCCGGGGAGCGGGCCGUGCUCACCCUCACCCACCUCAACAAGGAGGACGAGGGCAUGUACACCGUGCGCGUCAACACCAAAUCAGGCUUUGACACCUACUCGGCCUACGUGUUUGUCAGAGAUGCUGAUGUGGAGGUGGAGGGGGUUCCUGUGGCCCCGCUGGAUGUGCGUUGCCAUGACGUUAAUAAGGAUUAUGUGGUGGUAACCUGGAAGCAGCCAGCGGUGGAGGGCAGCAGUCCCAUUCUGGGAUACUACAUUGAUAGGUGUGAGGUGGGUGCCCAUCACUGGACUCAAUGUAACGAUAACCCAGUGAAGUACGCCCGCUUCCCAGUAACGGGACUGGUGGAAGGACGUUCUUACGUCUUCAGGGUGAGGGCCUUGAACAAGGAGGGAGUGAGUCGUCCAUCCCGCGUCUCUGAGGCUGUUGUUGCCAUGGAUCCAUCUGACAGGGCCAGACUGAGAGCCGGGCCUUCAGCACCAUGGACCGGGGUGAUCAGGUUCACAGAGGAGGAUCCCACCGUGGGAGUUGUUCCUGGAGAACCAACCGAUGUCAUUGUAACCGAGGCAACCAAGAGCUACGUGGUGCUUGCCUGGAAGCCCCCAGUGCAGAGGGGUCAUGAGGGGGUCAUGUAUUACAUUGAGAAGUGUGUUUCCGGGUCAGACACCUGGCAGAGGGUUAACACCGGCAUGCCGGUGAAGUCUCCUCGCUUUGCCCUUUUUGACCUGGCUGAGGGUAAAUCCUACAGCUUUCGUGUGCGCUGCUGCAACUCCGCCGGCGUGGGCGAGCCCUCCGAAUCCACGGGAGAAAUCACAGUUGGAGAUAAACUCGAUCAGCCCUCCGCUCCAGGCACUCCAGUACCCACCAGGAACACCGACACCUCUGUGGUGGUCUUCUGGGGAGCCUCUAAGGAUGCCAAGCAGCUGGUUGGCUAUUACAUUGAAUGCAGUGUGGUGGGCACUGAUGUCUGGACGCCUUGCAACAAUAAACCUGUAAAACAAACCAGGUUUGUCUGUCACGGCCUCAACACGGGGCUGAACUACGUGUUCAGGGUGAAGGCGGUGAACGCUGCAGGAUACAGCCAAUGUUCCUCCACUUCUGAUGCUGUGGUUGUACAAGCAGCCAUCUCCGUACCUGGAGAGCCCACCGGUGUGACCCAGCUGGAGGCCGUCAAUGACUACAUGGUCAUGUCUUGGACUCCACCCCUAAACAAUGGUGGAGCUGAAAUCAGGGGAUAUUUCAUAGACUACAGGACUGUGAAGGGAGAUCAUUUUGGAAAAUGGCACGAAAUGAACGAACGGGCUCUUACCACAACCUCCUAUAAGGCUGAGAACCUGAAGGAAAAUCUGUUCUACCAGUUCCGGGUGCGUGCGAUGAACAUGGCCGGUGUGAGUAAACCCUCUGUGCCCAGUAAAGCUCUGGAAUGCAAAGAGUGGACCAUCACCGUUCCAGGUGCUCCUGUUGGUCUCUAUGUUCUGGAGGUCCGUGACACCUCCGCCGUGGUUCUAUGGGAACCUCCUGUAUUCGACGGUCGUAGUUCUGUCAACGGUUACUAUCUGGAUAUCAAGGAUGCUUCUGUUGGGGAGGAAGGUUGGAAGGCGGUUCAUGAGAAGACCAACAAAAGCAAGUUCAUGAAGGUGACCGAGCUGAAUGCUGGAACUUUUUACGUCUUCCGUGUCCGUGCUCAAAAUAUUGUCGGAGUUGGAAAACCUUCAGCUGUUUUAGGGCCAAUCCUGGCCCAGACUCGUCCUGGCACCAAAGAGAUUUAUGUGGAUGUGGACGACGAGGGUGUGAUUUCUAUGUUCUUUGAGUGCUCUGAGAUGAAAGCUGGCUCAGAGUUUGUUUGGUACAAGAAUUACCAGGAAAUAGUAGACACGUCUCGCCUGACUAUUAUCAACAAAGAGGGCAAAUCCAGAGCCAUCUUCAACAGUCCAUCUCUGGAAGAUCUGGGCACCUUCUCCUGUGUGGUCACCAACACCGAUGGCAUUUCCUCCAGCUACACUCUCACUGAGGAGGGACUUCUGCGCCUUCUGGAUCUUAGCCAUGAGCACAAGUUUCCAGUUAUUCCCUUCAAGGGUGAAAUGGCUAUGGAGCUGCUUGAAAAGGGUCGUGUUCGAUUCUGGACUCAGCUGGAGAAAUUCACUCCCGCCUGCCAAGUGGAGUACGUCUUCAACGAUGCCAUCAUAGAGGAAGGAAAGAAAUACACAAUGAAGUUUGAUAAAUCCACUGGCAUCAUCGAAAUGUUCAUGGACUCCCUAGAAGUCACAGACGAGGGAACGUUUACCUUUAACCUGGUGGAUGGAAAAGCUAAGGGCACAACCAGUCUGGUGCUAAUUGGAGAAGAAUUCAGGGAGCUUCAAAGGAAAUCCGAGUUCGAGCGUGCAGAAUGGGUCAGGAAACAAGGUCCUCACUUUGUCGAGUACCUUGACUUCACUGUGACUGAAGAAUGUGAUGUGCUGUUGAAAUGCAAGAUCGGAAAUGUCAAAGCCGAGACUGAGAUCAUUUGGUCCAAGGACUCCAUUGAGAUUGCAGAGGAUGAUGAAGAUUCUAAGAAAAUCGAAAGAAAGGACGGCGAGCUGACCUUUAACAUUGGAAAGUGGAUUAUUAAGCAAGAAUUAAAAGAGAAAGGAAGGAAAAAACCAUCUGCAAAGGACGUUCCCCUGCCACCAAGACCUAAAAUCUCCAAGCAAGACACGGGCAUUUACGAGGUCUUCCUUAGAGACGAGAGAGGAAAAGAUAAGAGCUCCUUCAGUCUGACUGACACGGGAUACCAGGCUGUAAUGAACGAGCUGUUCAGAGUUAUUGCCAACUCAUCUACUCAAAUCCAGGUUGUUAGUACUGAAAGUGGCAUCAUCCUUUACUCCAUGGUCACAUAUUAUGAUGAAAACCUGCGUGUCGGCUGGCUUCACAAAGACGCUAAGCUUGCUGCUUCAGAGAGAGUUAAGUCCGGUGUCACCGGAGAGCAGCUUUGGCUUAAGAUCAAUGAACCCACCGAGAAGGACAAGGGCAAAUACACCAUGGAUAUCUUUGACGGCAAGGAUGGUGUGAAGAGAGUCCUGGAACUGGGUGGCAAGAUAUGGGAGGAGGCCUUCGAAGAGUUCCAGAGGCUCAAAGCGGCAGCGAUCGCAGAGAGAAAUCGUGCUCGUGUUGUUGGCGGCUUGCCAGAUGUGGUUGCAAUCCAAGAGGGCAAGUCCCUGAACCUGACCGGCAACGUGUGGGGUGAGCCUUUACCCGAGGUGUGCUGGGUAAAGAACGAAAAGGAGCUGACGUCCGACGAUCACUACAAACUCAAGUUCGAGCACGGCAAAUUCGCCAGCAUCACGAUCGCCACCGUCACCACGGCCGACUCCGGGAAGUACGCUCUCGUGGUUAAGAACAAGUACGGCACAGAGGCUGGAGAGUUCACCGUCAGCGUGUACAAUCCGGAGGAAGAGGAAGGCAAAGAGAAGAAAGACUAAAACACGUGUAGAUAAAGUAACCACUGAGUUAUAUCCGAAUAGUUUCCCUCUGCAAUAAAGGAGUUCAAUAAAUCUUAAAUACA